AUGGUGCGAAAAGUGAGAUUGUUUCUCAUUAGACAUGGAGAAACCGUGGAUAAUGUCGCCCAGGUAUACGCCGGUAGUAGAGACUCUGCUCUGACCAACCAUGGCUUCCACCAAGCUACGCGUCUAGGUCUUCACUUCGAAGCUCUAGGUCUCCGUUUCACCCACUUUUUUUCCUCCCACCUACAGCGCGCCGCGAAGACAGCGUCCCUUAUACGCCAGGCGCAGCUCACUACCAGCGAUGCCUCCGAUGUGAGUAAGAUACCUGAGGUCACACAAGUCCCUGCUCUUAUGGAGCAAGACUUUGGAUUUUAUGAGGGCAAGAAGUUCUUUGAAAGACAAGAACCUACUCGCACGACUGGUAAAGAUGCGCACCGCCAAUCACAUAAAGAUCAGGCCGGCUUCGUUGACGUUGAGUCGAAAGACUCACUGGCAAAGCGAGCCGACGCGUUCCUGGAUGCACAUCUGCUACCCAUCUUUGAUGACGCGGUUGAGCCUGGAGACUGCGUGGUUGCCAUUGUUUCGCAUGGGAUUAUGCUCUCCACGCUGUGGAAGCGUAUUCUCCUUCGCUUGCCCCCGCAAAGCGUGACUCUGUCCCCUGAGGUAGUAGUCAAAUCGCCCAGGUUCUCGCUUGAGCACCUGGGUGGAUGGUCAAACACCGGCUAUCUUGAUUUGCACAUGUCGAAAGACACGAAGGACUCAGACCCGACUCCAUCUGUCGUAAAACGUUCGGUACUCCGUUCUUCUCAGUCGCAGUCCAUUGAUUGUUCAAAUGAGGAACAAAAGCCCAUCGAUACAAAUGCGAUCGAGAAGCAACCCAAUCAAGCACAGACACCGUCAGGACCAUUGUCAUCUGGCUGGGUGACUCUUGUCCAAGCGAUCGAUGCAAAAGAUCAUCUUGGUGGUCUCAAGCGGACACGAGGCGGCAUCGGGAGCGCCAAACAUGACACUUCGCAAAAGAAACUGGACGGCUUUUUCAAGCGUCGAAAAGCUGAAUGA
Aaosphaeria arxii CBS 175.79 is the source of this 996-nucleotide messenger RNA. Its product is annotated as phosphoglycerate mutase-like protein. The transcript has 2 exons. Gene Ontology annotation, cellular component: cytosol. Gene Ontology annotation, biological process: fructose 2,6-bisphosphate metabolic process; regulation of pentose-phosphate shunt; negative regulation of glycolytic process. Gene Ontology annotation, molecular function: fructose-2,6-bisphosphate 2-phosphatase activity. NCBI's taxonomy places the organism in Eukaryota, Fungi, Ascomycota, Dothideomycetes, Pleosporales. The record is from RefSeq and is a predicted model, not a curated record. The coding region runs from base 1 to 996 and encodes 331 amino acids.